Messenger RNA from Sinocyclocheilus grahami, 1632 nucleotides. RefSeq names its product sosondowah ankyrin repeat domain family d (gene sowahd). The record is from RefSeq and is a predicted model, not a curated record. Gene Ontology annotation, molecular function: protein binding. NCBI's taxonomy places the organism in Eukaryota, Metazoa, Chordata, Actinopteri, Cypriniformes, Cyprinidae. The transcript has 2 exons. The coding region runs from base 423 to 1475 and encodes 350 amino acids.
GUUUAGUCAGUGGUAUUUGAACUUUAGACUUUAUCGAGGGGAGGGUUUGGACGUCGGAAAUGGCCACUGUGAGGAAAACACACUCGACUAGUUUCGAUUAGCUCACAGAAAAUAUUUUCUGCUUCUCAGAAAGGAGAAACUGAGAGAAACCACGCUUUCAAAGGUUUGUGGAGCCCUAUAACCAGCAGGAAAUUAUUUGGUUGAGACGACUUGAAUUAUAGGGACGAGGAAAGAAUAGCCUGCUUUGAAGAGCUGUGCGGACAACAGGUGAUACAGCACCCGGAUGGAUUACCUGAGAGACAGGUUUGAACAUUUUAUAGCCUAGAGAAGUGACUAUAAGGAGGAUGGUUUUCUCUGGUUAUGUAAGCCUCUUCAAUUUGGAUCUUAUCUCAGUAUAAAUCACUUCCCAGGGAUCCGCCAGUAUGUAUGAGGGGCCCAUCAGCUCUGAGGAACAUUUUAAUGACCCUAUGGGAGAAGCAGCACUGCCCUCAGAAGAGCCAAUAGACUCAGACUGUGAAACUUCAGGCAAUAAUUUAAGUGAUAGGCCUACAGAUUCCCCUAAAAGCAUGCUAACAAGCCAGUUCCGCUCAAAUCUUGAGGAGCGAUUGUCAAGACAUGGGCCUCGACCCGUGUCUCCUGCUUUAAGCGCCUCCUCGCGCAGAUCCAGAUUUCAGAGACAGCUGGAGGAAUCGGGCAGCAGCGCCUCCCGCAGACUGUCAGUGGACGCGUCGGAGAAGGGCUCCCUCACACCCGCUAUGCGAAAGAAGUAUUUGAAAGAGUUGUUUUUGAAUCAUACAUCUGGAUUGUCAAGCAUUUUAUCAUCCAAACACAAAUCGUCAGAGGAGGAGGAGGCUCCGUAUGGCGACACUUUGAACAGCGGCGCGCUCUGGGCUUUGGAUCCUAUGGAGCACGCCUGGAUGCUUUCAGUUGUGGAUGGAAAUUAUGACACUAUGCUCGAAUUUCUCGUUGAAGAUCCCAGUUUAUUGAGCAGAAAAGACUUUAUCAGUGGUUUUACGGCUCUCCACUGGUUGGCCAAAAAUGGAAAGGACGAGACACUGAUUCAGCUUCUCAGGCAUGCAGAAAAAGAGGGGCUGUCAGUGAAUGUGAACUUGAGAGGCAGUGGAGGUCUGACGCCUCUUCAUGUAGCUGCCAUGCAUAACCAGUACACGGUCGUGAAGGCUUUGGUUGGUGCAUUCAGUGCCAAUAUAGAUGUCAUGGACUACAGUGGGAAAAGAGCAUGGCAGUAUCUCAAAGACAACGCACCGAGAGAAAUGAAGGAGCUUCUGGGAGCUUGGGAUGAUGAACAUUCUGUAGGGUACUUGAAUGUGAAUAACAGUGCGAGUCAAGCACAACCAGCUGAGGAACAUACUCAAGAAAGUAGAGUUGAGGGGGAUUGUUCAGGAGGAAUCACACGCCAGCGAUUCUCAUUAUUUAAGAGGCUGUUAUACAAUGUUGGUCUGCUUGAAAAGAUCUGAGACUUUACCAAAAUCAGGUCUUCAGGUCAUUAUUGUUAUACACUUGAAAUGUGCUCCUUUAUGAGUAAUAAAACUUGUAUGUUUAAUAAUGUGGCAAUUGCUUAACCUUAUAACAGUGCUGGGUAUUAUAUGAUAAAUCUUUUUAAUAAACCAAGCU